Messenger RNA from Rhopalosiphum maidis (corn leaf aphid), 1469 nucleotides. RefSeq lists its product as uncharacterized. Lineage: Eukaryota; Metazoa; Arthropoda; Insecta; Hemiptera; Aphididae. The coding region runs from base 42 to 1469 and encodes 475 amino acids. The record is from RefSeq and is a predicted model, not a curated record. The transcript has 7 exons.
UAUUCUUCAUAGGUAUUCGUGGUGGAUUAGUGCAGGCAAGCAUGAGACAUGCCAAAGCCAAUAAUAUAAAGACCCCAGACUAUGACGAAACUAAGGAGAAAUCGUGGUUGAUAUACCAGGACUGUAAUAAUCUCUAUGGCUGGGCUAUGUGUCAGUAUAUGCCAUACGGUGACUUCAAUUGGGUUGAAUCCAACUUGAACGGACCGAGUGAGAUGUCACCAACGUCAGACAAAGGGCGAGUAUACGAAAUUGAUGUCUCAUACCCACAACAUUUACAUGAUAAACAUAAUGAUCUGCCUUUACUGUCACAAAACGGUAUACCAUCAGGCUCAAAGGUGAAAAAAUUGAUGUCAACGUUUCAGCAGAAGAAAAAUUAUAUUAUACAUUACCGGAACCUACAGCAGGCAAUUGAAAAUGGGUUAAUAGUUGAAAAAGUGAAUAGAGUUUUAGAAUUUAGCCAGUCUGCAUGGUUGGCGAAUUACAUUAACUUAAACAUAGAGAUGAGGAAGAAGGCACAGAACGACUUUGAGAAAGACUUUUUCAAAUUAAUGAAUAAUGCGGUAUUUGGGAAGACUAUGCAAUCGAAAAGAAAGGAAAUGAAGAUGGAGUUGGUGUCGUGUGAAAGACGAUUACAAAAACUUAUUAAUAAGACGACAUUUAAACAUGCUACUAACUAUAACGAAAACCUGAACGCGGUGGCACUAGAAAACAAAAUAAUCAAAUUUGAUAAGCCUAUAUAUAUUGGAUUUGCUGUUCUUGACAUUUCCAAGACGAAGAUGUACGAUUAUCACUACAACGUAAUGCAGAAGCACUAUGGUGAUAAUAUCAAACUUAUGUAUACUGAUAUUGAUUCGUUGGUAUACCAUAUUAAAACUGAAGAUUUUUACAAAGACUUGAUUGAGAAUCCCAACUUGAUGGAUAGAUUAGACUCGUCGGACUUGCCUCCUAUCCAUCCGUGCUACACUACAGCUAGGAAGAAGGUGCCCGGGUUUUUCUCUGAUGAAGCAAAAGGACAUAUAAUGACAGAGUUUUGUGCACUACGUGCAAAAUCAUACGUGUACAACAUAUAUACAGGAGAAGAGGAUGUGGUGAGAGAGCAGAUCAAGGCGAAGGGUGUAAGACAGCAUGUGGUUAAAAACCAUAUGACGUUGGAGGAUCAUGUUAAGUGUUUGUUCGAAGAUGAAAGUCUUGAUAAAUAUACAGAAAAUGUAUCCAUUCGCUCAUUCAAACAUCAGCUAAUUACAAUCAAAACAAAUAAAUUGACAUACAACAACUACGAUGACAAAAGAGUGGCGCUAGACGAUAAAAUACAUACACUGGCUCACGGUCAUUAUAGUUUAGAGGAUGAUAACGAGCAGAUUGUUGAUUGGCCAGAUCAUGAGUUUACUGUAGACGUUGCUGGGCGUGAGUGGGAGGAAUCGGAUAAAGAUUUAAUGAGAUUACUUCUAAGGGAAUGCAUGUCAAAAUAA